CACAGGUACUGGCUGCGGACGUUAGAAGAUGACCUACCGCACCACUUCCAACAAAUUCUUCUGGCCAGGAGCAAGCUCAAUGUCGACACCAUGAUAGGCGACGAGGAACGUGGUACGACCAUCUGGGUGAUGUGCGCGCCGUUGUCGUCCUUGUUGCUCGCUGGCAACUUUACCACGAUCGACAUGCUCUCCAUAGCCACUGGAUACGACAGGGACGAGGAGAAAAUCAGAGACGCUCUGCAAACCAGUAAAAUUGACAUCAAAACGCUGUUGAUUCAGUUCCCCACGAGCCGCUUCUACGAGGACACCUACCCUCAGGUCAGGGGCUACAUCAUGGACAUGGAGCAUUCCCAGCUUCUCAUCAAGUUCUACGUUAAAAAAUCUCACUGCCAGCUCGUACAGAGCGGCAAAUGCAAGGCCAUGAAAUACUACGACACCCUCGAGGCCUGCGAGCAAUACUUCUGUCUCGGUCACCUCACCGUGUGGACCCACUACGCAAACUUGACCAUUCAUAGAACUACAGCAUUCAUAUGA
This is a messenger RNA of Hyalella azteca, 534 nucleotides long. RefSeq lists its product as uncharacterized. NCBI's taxonomy places the organism in Eukaryota, Metazoa, Arthropoda, Malacostraca, Amphipoda, Hyalellidae. The record is from RefSeq and is a predicted model, not a curated record.